Messenger RNA from Saccostrea cuccullata (small rock oyster), 7536 nucleotides. RefSeq lists its product as uncharacterized. Gene Ontology annotation, molecular function: DNA helicase activity. Lineage: Eukaryota; Metazoa; Mollusca; Bivalvia; Ostreida; Ostreidae. Bases 1 to 7536 code for a protein of 2511 amino acids. The transcript has a single exon. The record is from RefSeq and is a predicted model, not a curated record. Gene Ontology annotation, biological process: DNA repair; telomere maintenance.
AUGCCUCGUAGGAAGAACUGGAGGGUAGCUUUGGCAAAGAUGGGAAACCAGAGUCGAGCCAGCAAUGACAGUAGACUUGUGGACACUGGCCACAUAAAAAACAGUACCAAGGACCCAACAAGUGACAUGACAGUUGACGGACCUUCGAGACUCGUGGACACUAGCCACGUAAAAAAUAGUACAAAAGACCGGGGGGAUACUGCCUCCUUAAAAAGAGUACACAAUUUGCCUUCGGGCGCCAGAAACAUUGCAGAUUUACCUUCGGGUGCUAGAUACAUUGCUGAAAACAUUGCUAUAAACUCUGCCAAUUUGCCUUCGGGCUCUUCAAACUAUGCUACGAAUUUGCCUUCUGGCUCUACAAACUAUUCCACCAAUUUGCCUUCAGGCUCUACAAACUAUGCUACCAAUUUGCCUUCAGGCUCUACAAACUAUGCCAUCAAUUUGCCUUCAGGCUCUACAAACUAUACUACCAAUUUGCCUUCAGGCUGUACAAACUAUGCUACCAAUUUGCCUUCAGGCUCUACAAACUAUGCUUCCAAUUUGCCUUCAGGCUCUACAAACUCGACCAAUUUGCCUUCAGGCUCUACAAACUCUGCUACCAAUUUGCCUUUGGGCGCUAUAAACUCCACCAGUUUGCCUUUAGAAACAUGCAUGCCUAUCAGUGAGAAAACAUUGCCUAUAACAAAAUUAUUUGGAACAAUUAAUCAAUCUAGUAAUUUGUUUCCAGCUUUUUCACGAGGAGUUCAGUGCACAUGCAAUGCUUUGAUGUCCAUCAUUCUGCAAAAUACAUCUACUUCAGUACAACUUGAUGGUGUAUUAUUUGCUGGAGAUGAUUUAUUUAGAGUCAGAAUCGCAGAAUUACAAUCAUCUGUUCAAUUUGUAUCAAAAAUGCUACAAUUUCAAGAACUUCCGAGGUCUGUGUACGUCAAUGACAACCAGUAUGAAAUAUGCUAUUUUGAAGAAAUUUAUGGAACAGUGACUCAUAUCAGUUGGGAUCAAUCAUGUCAAAGUAAUAAUUUGAAAGAAGGCAUUGAGUUGCUCUUUUUAAGGUACAAGCAGGGAUUAAUUAUUGUUGGAGGAAUUUGCUCUGCAAUAUAUCUGAAUGAAGAGAACUCUCCUGUAUUUUUUGAUUCACAUUCCCAUGGAGAGGAUGGUCUCUCAUCUGCAGAUGGUAGAGCUGUUAAAAUUACUUUCAGUGAUAUUGAUCAACUUGUGGAUUACUUGUUUGCAUUUUAUCAAAGUUGCAAUAUUUCAAUGAUAAAUCAAUUUGAGAUACAACCAUUGUCUGUAAUGCAAAAAUCAAAGGUGUCCAUUUCAGGAAGUGAAAGACUAUCUUUAAUUGACAAGUAUUUUGAGUUCCAAGAGAACAUGUCAAGCUCACAAGCAAAUAGAAAAGAAUAUAUGAGAAAUUACAUGCGAAAAAGGAGGGAAAACUCAGAAACAAGGAAAAGUGACAAUGCACUGUGUGGAAGAAGUAAGAGUAAAGCAAGAUUAAGUAAAGACUUCAAAGAAAAAGAACUUGCUACCAAAAAACUUGCCAGAGAAAACCCACAGACAAAGCAGAAACACAGGCAAAGCACUUUGAAAAGUAAAACUAAAGCAAGACUUAGUAAGGAAUAUAAAGAAAAAGAACUUGCUGCCAAAAAAAUUGCCAGAGAAAAUCCAGAGACAAAGCAGAAAGAUAGAGAAAGUGCUUUGAAAAGUAGAUCUAAAACUAGACUUAAUAAAGAUUUUCAAGAAAAAGAACUUGCUGCAAAAAAACUUGCCAGAGAAAAUCCAGAGACAAAGCAGAAAGACAGAGAGAGUGCUUUGAAAAGUAGAUCUAAAGCUAGACUUUGUAAAGAUUUUCAAGAAAAGGAACUUGCUGCCAAAAAACUUGCCAGGCAAAAUCCAGAGACAAAGCAGAAAGACAGAGAAAGCAAUUUGAAAAGUAGAACUAAAGCAAGACUUAGUAAAGAAUAUAAAGAUAAAGAACUUGCUGCCAAAAAAAUUGCCAGAGAAAAUCCAGAGACAAAGCAGAAAGACAGAGAAAGUGCUUUGAAAAGUAGAUCUAAAGCUAGACUUUGUAAAGAUUUUCAAGAAAAGGAACUUGCUGCCAAAAAAAUUGCCAGAGAAAACCCAGAGACACAACAGAAAGACAGAGAAAGUGCUUUGAAAAGUAAAACAAAAGCAAGGCAAAAUCCAGAAUUUAGAUCAACAGAAAGAGAAGCAAAAAGAGUGAAAAGAGACAAUGUGCAGCAGGUGGAGAAGGAACGUUUAUAUAAACAGCAAAGUAGAAGAAAUAACAGAGAAAAUGAGAGGGAGACGGAAAAAGUUUCUAAGGCUAAAAGAAGACUUGAUGCAGAAUUCAAAGACCAUGAAAACAAAUUAUUGAAGAAAAGAUGUUAUGGAAAUUGUUUAGAUGACUGCAUCAAGAAAUUCCACGAUCAAGUAAAAAUUGGCCCAAUUUAUGUGUGCACAUGUUGUCAUCAGACUUGGUUUUUCAAAAGCGUUGUGAAGUUGGAUACAAUUAAUCUUAGUGUAAGUAGUAAGAGUAUCUGUACUGGGUUCAGAUCUGUGGAUGACAUAGAAUGGCUUUGCUUAACUUGCUGUUCAGCUCUGAAGGAUGAGAGAAUUCCAAGACUUUCAGUUAAAAAUGGAAUGAUAUGGCCUGACAAACCGGAUGCUUUAAAUUUACACCCACUGGAAGAGAGGUUGAUAGCUCAACGGAUACCUUUUAUGCAAAUAAGAGAAUUACCAAGAGGAGGUCAGAUGUCGGUCAAAGGAAAUGUUGUAAAUGUUCCAGUUGAUAUUCAGCCAACUGUGAAUGCCCUUCCACGACAAAUAGAUGAGCAUGUAACUAUAGCUGUGAAAUUAAAGAAAAGAUUAUCUCACAAAUCUGCAUGCUUCACAGAAAAUGUUCGUCCCAAUGUGGUGAUAAGUGCUUUACAAUGGCUAAUGAAAAAUAGUGAAUUGUAUAAAAAUUCAGGAAUAGUGAUAGACCAUUCUUGGAGAGACAAAAUUGAAAAAAGUAAUGAGGAAACAGUACAAGAAUUGGUAGGAUCUUCAAAUGAUAGUGAUGAUCGUGAAACGGAAGGAAAUGAUGAUGGUUUUUGUGAAGUUUCCUCAGAUGAUUGCAUUCAGGGCAAUUCUGAUACACUUGUAGAUGAAGCAGAUAUUGAUACAAAUAAACUCUAUGUGUUUGCCCCUGGAGAAAACCAAAAACCAAUAAGUUUAUUUACAGAUAAAGAUGCAGAAUAUCUCUGUUUUCCAACAAUAUUUUGUGGUCAACGCAGAGUUGAAAAUGAGGAAAGAGAAGUUCCAGUACACUACAGUGAUAUUGCAAAGUGGGAGUUGCGCAGUGUUGAUAGACGAGCAGCACAAUCUGUGCCAAACAUCUUUUUUAAAUUGAAGAAAAUUCAAAUUAAGCAAGUUAGUGACAAAGUUAACUUGGCAUUGAGAAGAUGUAAAUCAGAUGGUAAGAAAAUCACCGCAGAACAAGUUUUAGAUCCAGCCUCUGCGGAAAGAAUUGUGAGAUUAAAUGAAGGGUAUUAUAUUUUCAGAACACUUCGAAAUUCUCCUGCAUAUCUUUCAUCUAAAAAGAAAGAUGUUUUUGCCAUGAUAAGGCAGUUGGGUCUUCCAACUUGGUUUAUCUCACUUUCAUCAGCUGAUACCAGAUGGCAAGAUCUGCUUAAAACAUUGGCAACACUAGAUGGAAAACCCCUGUCACAAGAAGAAUUAGAGGAUUUGAAUUGGAGUGAAAAAUCAAAACUAGUUAAACAAGAUCCAGUGACAUGUGCUAGAUUCUUUGACAACAGAGUUCAACUUUUCAUCAAUACUGUUCUUAAGAGUCCUCAUAAUCCUCUAGGUGUUGUCACUGAUGUGUUUCGAAGGGUAGAAUUCCAAAACCGAGGUUCGCCACAUAUUCAUAUGCUGGUAUGGACAAGUGAUGCCCCAAAGCACAAAGAAAAUAGCAAUGAAGAAAUUGAAGCUUAUGUAGAUAAGUAUGUCACAUGUGGUUUGCAGGAAAAUAAUCCUCAAAUGAAGCAACUUGUAGAUCUUCAAGUACAUAAACACUCAAAAACUUGCAAAAAGGGUGGUAGAUCUGUAUGCAGAUUUGGAUUUCCUUUGCCACCUUUGCCCAAAACUAUGCUUCUUGAACCCUUGGAUGUUAAUGUUGAACACUAUAGAAAGAUGUAUUCUGAUAUUCAGAAGAAAAUGAAUGAUUACAAAGAUGGUUGCAGUUUAGACUAUGAGUCUUUCUUAGAAACUGUUGUAGAAAUGUGUGAGGAUGAGUAUAUAAAAUGUAUUCGAGCUUCCUUGAAAGGUCCUAAAUUGUUUCUUAAGAGAAGUCCAUCUGAGAUGAGAGUGAAUUACUAUAACUCAUCAGUGUUGAAGGCCUGGAAUGCUAACUUAGAUAUUCAGUUUGUACUUGAUCCUUAUGCAUGUGCCACAUACAUUGUUGCUUAUAUCAGCAAAUCUCAGAGAGGGAUCAGUGCAAUGCUUGAUAAGGCAUCUCAAGAAGCCGCAGAGGGAAAUAUGGAUCUUAAGCGACAAGUUCGACAUAUUGGAAACAAGUUCUUAAACUUUGUUGAGGUCAGUGCACAAGAGGCAAGUUACUUAAUCCUUCAGAUGCCACUUACACAAGCAAGUAGAGAGGUUGUUUUUAUCAAUACCUCACCACCUGAAGACCGAGUUUUCUUACUCAAACAUCAAGAUGAAUUGAAUGAGUUGCCCAAGGAUUCAACUGAUAUUAAGGCAGAUAGUAUGAUACAAAGAUAUGCAAGAAGACCAAAACAGCUAGAAAAUUGGUGUUUAGCUGAUGUUGUGUCUGAAUUGGAAGUGACUUUCCCAAAAGAAAUCAGAAAAGAUAUACAAGAGGAAAUGAAUGAUGAUAAUCCAGAAGAUAAUUCUCAGGAAACUUUUACUGAUCUGGAUGUAUUAGUUCAUUUGAAAAAUGGGAUUAAGAUCAGAAGACGAAAAAACAAACGAGUUAUUAGAUAUGUAGGCUACAGCCAAAAAACAAAUUCUGAACAGUAUUACAGAGAAAGAAUUCUUCUCUUUCUGCCUUGGAGAAACGAGAAUGCUGACCUACUUGGUAGUCAUCAAACUUAUGAACAGCAUUACAUUCAAAAAGCAAGUAUAAUACAAAUGAAGCAAAGGCAGUAUGAGCAUUUUGUGGAUGAAUUAGAACAAGCUCGGCUUCUAGCUGAAGAAGAUCUUGAUGAUCUGGAGACAGUAGCACCAAAUACAGAACAUGCUGAGGCAGAAGAUGCAGAGAUAGGUUCUGAACCAUCUGAGGAAUUUGUUCAUUUUGAUCCUGAUACAGUUCAACACAGAGAAUUUGAUAUUGGACCAGAACUUGGAUUGUCCUCAAAAGUAACUGAAACAGAAAUGAGUGCUGUACGCAUUCCUGAUCAGCAGUAUCAUAAACUUUUACAAUCCCUGAAUACUAAGCAGAGGGAAUUUUACAAUCAUGUAACUAACUGGAUUCAAACCAGAGAUGAACCAUUAUAUGCGUUUCUAACUGGUGGAGCAGGUGCAGGAAAAUCAGUGGUUAUUGAUGCCAUUUUUCAAACAUUACACAGAAUACUGUACUCAAAAGAAGGUGAAAACCCUGAUGACACCAGAAUAUUACUUUGUGCUCACACUGGCAAAGCUGCAUACAACAUCAAAGGGACUACUAUUGCAUCAGCAUUUCACAGAAAAAUGUAUCAAACUCAGCAGCACAUGAGUGCAGAUGAACUGAACUCAUUUAGGACAAAGUACCGGAAUUUGUCAGUUGUAAUAAUAGAUGAAAUUUCAAUGGUAGGGAAUAAUAUGUUGUCAUUUAUAAAUGAUAGACUUCAACAACUUACUGGGAGAAAACAAGAUUUUGGUGGGAUUAGUAUCAUAGCUGUAGGUGAUUUGUAUCAGUUACCACCAGUUGGAGACAAGUGGAUUUUCAAAGACCUAUCUAAUCCUGGUCAGAGUUUAGCAAAAAAUUUGUGGCAUGAACAUUUUUAUAUGCAUGAACUAACUGAAAUUAUGAGACAAAAGGAUGACCUCAGAUUUGCAGAAAUGUUAAACAGACUUCGUGAAAACAAGAUGACAGACGAAGACAAGGAACUCAUUUCACAACGUUUCAUCAGGCAAGACUCUCAAGACUAUCCUAAGGAGGCACCUCAUCUGUUUAUUGAGAACAAGUUUGUUGAUUGUUUUAAUAACAAUCUAAUAGAAAACCUUUCAACAAAUAAAGUAACUGUUAGAGCAGACACAGAUGUGUUAUCACAGACAAAACUUUCUGCAUCAAUGAAAUUGAAACUAGUUCAAAACUUGCCUGAAAACCCAGCAUCUACUGGACAAUUAAGAACAAAUUUGGUUAUUGCUGUAGAUAUGCUAUAUGACAUAUCAGUAAAUCUCGAUGUUACAGAUGGUUUGACAAAUGGUGCUUCCUGUGUUGUGAAAUACAUUGAAUAUAAAGAAUCGCAAUUAAGGCCUGCCAUAGUAUGGGUACUGUUUGCUGACUCAAGUAUAGGUAUCUCACGAAGACAUCAAUACAGGCAUUUGUUUAGCACAAAUGUUAAUACUGCAUGGACUCCCGUAUUUGAAGCUAAAAGAACGUUUGUUUAUAACAGGAAGACAUAUGAGAGAGUUCAGUUUCCACUCCAACCUUCUGCUGGAAAAACAAUCCACAAAGCACAAGGAGCAACUCUUUCAAAGGCAGUAAUCAACCUAGCACAGACAAAGCAGCGCAAAAUUUCUCAUAUACAUUAUGUUGCACUCUCAAGAGUAAGGUCACUUGAUGGUCUGUUCAUUCUGGAUUUCAAUGAAAAAAGUCUUUCAAAAGAUGAAACUGUUGAUAAUGAGAUGGACAGGUUAAGAGAAAAUAGAUUGCAACUCUCAUAUACACCACUAUACUCAGUAUGUAAAGACAUAAAAUUUUUGUUCAACAAUGCCAGAUCCCUACACAAACACUUCCUUGAUAUAAAAUCAGACCCAAGUGUUUUAGCUGCAGAUGUUAUUGGUAUAGCUGAAUCUUGGCUUUGUGAAUUAGAUUCUGAUGAAGACUUUACUUUAGAGGGUUUUACAAUGUUCAGGAAUGAUGCAAGUUCUUCCCAGAGCAGACCACAUCAUGGUAUUGUCAUAUAUCUGAGAAAUCAAUUACAGUGUGCUUCAUACAAGUAUUUCACUUCCAAAUCUGUUGAAUUUUCCAUAAUUUCCAUUAUGCCAUCCAAUACUCCAAUACAGUGUGUAGUUUUAUAUAAACAACCUUCUUGUACUCUUCAACUCUUUUACGAUACCUUGAAAAACAGGUUGCUCCCAUUUGUUGACAAAGAUGAAAAGACUGUGAUAAUGGGAGAUUUUAAUUUGGAUUUAAGUACUGGUCAAUAUGCACAUUUCCUGAACUUUAUGAAAGAAAAAUUGGGUUGUGUGCAAAUCAUAAACAAGGUAACCACAAAGAAUAAGACACAGUUAGACCUAAUAUUUACCAACUUUACUGAUUUACAAACAGAUGUUCUAUCGGCUUAUUGGUCUGACCAUAAUAUGAUUUAUUGUGCUGCAGAUUUGACUUAA